GCACAGAUGAUGAUCUGCUGACUUGACUAACUCAGAAAUGUCAGGCAAUGCCAACAAAACAACACUGAUAAUGAAAUAUUGUUCAAAAUGACUUUCCACUGUCCUGCAUUUCAUUUGGGCAAAGAAGUCAUACCGUUUGUCACCAGUAGGUGGCAAUAGAAGAUUACUAACGCGCUAAGAAGCUCAAGAAGAAGAAUGAACACACACUUUUGCUAAUGUUUAGAACGGCUUACACGUCGUGUUAUGAUCACGCAAAUUUCCAUAUGGUCAUAAAACCAAAAUAGCCUUCCAUAUAUGCAAAACUACCCCCAACACACACACUUGGAGCUCCCCAUCGCGGUUCACCUCAGAGCUUCGUUUACUAGCGCCAUGCGUGUAACCAUAGGCAACCUAGCGACACCAGUGAGCUGUCCAUUGGAGGAACGAAGAAUAUGAUAGGUUCAACUGAUCCGCGCUGAUCUGUGAUUGGUUGUAAUUGUGGACGUUUGUGUGGGACUUUCUGACAGGUAUGAGAGAGCAGGAACAGAAGGGCAGGCGAUGAUUCACUUCAGAAAUAUGGCGUCGAGGAAGAAGGCUGGGAACGGCGUUCAAGAAAAGGGUGCAAAUGGAAAGCAAUUAUCCAAACAUAAAGACGGACCUAUAGUGAUGGACACUAAGGCUGUGUUUGCAGCCCUGUAUGAGGUGUGUGAGGAGAACACUACUUUUUUCGCUGGCACACAAGCGGGAGAUGCUCCACAGAGGCUGGUUGACGCUACGUUGACCAUUCAGAAACACGCUCGCAGCCUCGAGCCGGUUAUCUGUGGCUUUGCUGCCAUCUACCAUCACUUUGACUUUGACCCUCACAUUCCUGCUAAUGGAUACCGCUCAAUAGUGAAGGUGGUGCGUUGCUGUCUUCUUCACAUCAUCCACAAGUCACGCCACAUUGCAUCUCACAGACGGAGCAUCUUCUUCCGUGCAGCCCAUUAUGCUGCAGAGAUGGAAGCUUACAGCUGUGCUCUGUGCCAGCUGAGAGCUCUGCUCUACCUCGCCCAGAGGCUGCUCCAUGACAACAGUCACGGCAACCUCUUCUACCAAGAUGAGAAUGGUCUCAGCCAGCUCUUUCUUCGAGAGUAUGCCUCCAUGCACAAGGGCUGCUUUUAUGGCCGCUGUGUUGGCUUCCAGUUCACUCCAGCCAUCCGUCCACACCUGCAGAGUAUUACCAUAGGCUUGGUCGCGUUCGGAGAUAACUACAAGAGGUAUCAUUCCGGCAUAGUGGAAACAGGAGCUAGUACAUCAUAUGGUGUUGCUGCUAGUUCCUUAUUCACCUCUGGAAAGUAUGCCAUUGAUCCUGAGCUGAGGGGCCUGGAGUAUGAGCGAAUCACUCAGAACUUGGACGUUCAUUUCUGGAAGACAUUCUGGAAUAUCACUGAAAGCGAAGUUUUGGCAGGCUUGGCAAGUAUGACCUCCACUCAGGUAAAGGUGAAUCGCACUCUCUCUGUGCCACCUGAUUGCUUUGACCUGCCCUUGGUGGACGAUUCCACACACAUGGUUACAAUCUCUUCUCCGGUCGCCCAUAUCGGCCCUGGCCCAGUUCAGAUGAGACUCAUCUCCAGUGAGCUGAGGGAGGGACAGGACAGUGAAAAGCUGUUAGCAAUAUCCCGUUCCGAUGGUGGCUCUAUCUCUCGGUCCCUCAGUCUAAAGAUUAAGAAGAGCCCUCCAUCACCUUGGCUGGUGGUACAUUACCAUGGAGGAGGCUUUGUAGCACAGACUUCUAAAUCACACGAGCCAUACCUGAAAAGUUGGUCUCAGGAACUGAAUGCUCCAAUCCUGUCAGUAGAUUAUUCUCUUGCCCCUGAAGCCCCUUUUCCACGUGCACUGGAGGAGUGUUUCUUUGCGUACUGCUGGGCUAUCAAGAACCACAAACUUCUCGGUUGGACAGGAGAGCGAGUGUGUUUGGCUGGUGAUAGUGCAGGGGGUAACCUGUGCAUCACUGUGUCAAUGAUGGCUGUGGCACAUCGAGUACGCUUGCCGGAUGGCAUCAUGGCUGCAUACCCUGCUCUCAUGCUCACCACCUGUGCCUCGCCUUCCCGUCUGCUCAGCCUUAUGGAUCCUCUCCUUCCCCUUAGUGUACUGUCCCGUUGCCUCAGUGCUUACGCAGGUUUGGCUCCUCAGGAGGAGAAACGGGUAGAGAAAGUCAACGCUUUGGGGACGGUAACGAAGGACACUGCCCUACUAUUUAAAGGCUUCAGAGAGGGAGCCUCAAACUGGAUCCACUCACUCCUGGACCACAACAAAGCAAGUGCAGAGACCAUGAGGAACAGUGUAUCAGAGGGGACUCUCAAUUCUACCCAGUCUGACCCUCUGGUUCCAGGAACAUCCUCCGAGUUCUCAGUGAAAAGAGAAUCUCUGAAAAGCCACACAUGUGAGGGUCUGGUCAGCCACACUACCAGCACAUUCACCAACAGCAGCCACAACAGCACCAGCUCUACUGCCAACCUCAUUGCCAACCUCUCGCUUCACCAUCAUCCUAUCCUCAACACCACAGCAAUCCUUGAAAGCAAGUCAGAGGAUAUAAAUAUACUUUUCUCCAAAGAGGUAGACCCCUCCGUGUCAAGUUCAAUCUCAUCCGUGGCAGUACCUCCCCCUGACGGGGAAGGACACUCAGACAACCCACGGGGGUUUCCUGGAGACUUUGAGCCAUUGCGCUCAGAGCAGCUUGCCAAAAUGAAUGUUGAUUCCUCACCUGUCUUUAGAAAUCCCUACAUGUCACCUAUUCUGGCUCCAGACCAUAUGCUGAGGGGACUGCCUCCUAUUCAUAUAGUGGCCUGUGCUCUGGACCCCAUGUUAGACGACUCUGUAAUGUUCGCCAGACGACUACGGAGCAUUCAGCAGCCUGUGACUUUGUGUGUAGUGGACGACCUCCCUCAUGGCUUCCUUAGCCUGUCGCAGCUCUCUAAGGAAACCCACGAAGCCUCUAAUGUCUGCAUGGAGAGGAUCAGAGAUGUCUUCACUAUGAAAGACCUGCCUCCAGAGAUAAAGAAACACCGCAAGCUGGAAAGGACCGAUCAUUGUGCUUCAGGUGCCUCUACCAAGUUCUUUCAAAUAUCCACUAGUGAAGAUGGAAGAGAGGGUGUAGUUUGAAAGGUGAAAAGUGGUGACCAACAAAGCUGAUGCUUUCAGGCGAGAUUUGAAGAAGGAAUAUAGGACAAAAAUGAAAACAGGAAGGGUUUUGUAAACAAAAAGAAAUUAAGGCUGAAUACUAACUAAAAUCACUGUGCAAUGAACCAGCAGAACAAGAAUGAGUAAAAUGUUGCAGUAAUGUCUCUCAAAAGCGGUUUUAUUUAUACUUGAUCAGUAUUUGGCAGUAAGUAAAUAGAAGUGAGGGGACACUGCCGCUUAAGUGUUACAAAUGACCGUGCAUGUGCACUUGCACUUUUCAAAUAUACACAACUUUAACAAAAUAUUUCCACUUUGCCUCUGCACUGUAUUGCUUUGUUGAGAUUCUGAUUAUGAAUCAUACAAAUACCAGCAUGGAAACAAAUGCUUCCUGUCUUGUCGAGGCCUGAAGCUGAAUUUUCGUAAAUGUUGUUAUAAUACAGCUUUUUGAUGCACAUUGUUACUGAACUUCAUGCUUAUGCCAUAGGCAAGCUUUAAGGAGUCAAUCAAACCAAAUUUCUAUUCGUGGUAUACAUUUCUAGCUGUCUGUGUUACGUUGUGUGUUUGUGUGAAAGUGCUAGUUCUGCUGAUGUCUUUAAACUGCGAACUGAGACAAUGAAAAUACUGACCAAUGUCUGAUGCACAUGGCUUUUCAGAGUAGACUUGUGUAUACAUGGCUCCGGGGUUAAGGUUUAGAAGUUCAACUCCCAAGCUUUCAGAGAACGACUAUUGAGGCCUUAACCCUGAACUUCUCAGCUCCAGGCUUGCAUAGUAUCUUAGUUGUGAGUCAAUUUGUGUAAAAGUGCCUGCUAAAUGAAUAUAUCUAAAUGUAGAUUUUGUUUAUUACAUGUUAAGUACUUAAUGUUUAUUACAUGUUAUUUUAAGUAUUUUUGUAGUUGUUAGAGAUAGUUUAAUGUUAUUUCUGAGGCUGAACAAUCUUGCAUUAAGUCCUAAAAAAAAUCAAAUACAAGUUCAUCAGCAUGAGAGGAUUGUUGGCCUUCAAACACAGGAAGCUAUAACUAUAUAUAAUUAUAUUAUUAUAUAAUUAUAAUUAGAAUUAUAAUUCACCUAGUAUCAGCCAUCGUCCACGUGCAUGCUUUAGCCCAUCCGUUGCUGUGGAAUUAUAUCAGGAUAUAUGAGGAAAUAUUUUUGCACUUUCCGUUUCUCUGCCUGUUUUAAUAGUUUUUCUUGAUUUAGUUAUUGCUCAGUGGCUAUCGCUGCCUUUCUGCUUGUUGUUCGCUCUGCACACUGACCCAUUUCUAGAACCCAGGAGGUAUUUUAGGGAACAUCCUUGAGCAACCUUGAACCAGUUAGACAAUUCAUUUAGCAGGAGCAUGACUCUGCUCUCUCUGCAGAUGUCAUCUGUGAAAUCAUUCGAAUCAACCAGACUUUCAGAUUUCACUCCUUUCGGUUACACAACAGAUUUAAAGCAAAUCCAACAGCUUUCAGGGAUGGAUAAAUCAUAAAUUCAUCAGUUGAAACAUAUGAACCAACUUGAAUAUUUAAACAUACAUGUCAAGUUUUUAAAAAAUGCUUUGUGAAAUUCAUUAGAGCAUUAUACUUUCUUUACUCAGUGGAGAGGUGAAAGAGGCCGGUAACCCCUUUCUAACUACACAGUUGUGGCUUGUUCAUAGGAGCAAGUCAGGGCAGAGUCCUGUCCAUAUACGUUAUAUCAGCCAAAUGAAAAUCCUCAUUCGCAACUCCAUACAUUUUAAAUCCCAUUGAAAUACUCUUUUGAGUGAUCUACAAUAAAAAAAAUAAAAAAUUCUAUUCGACAAGUAUAAGCUAAUAUUUCACUGAUUUGCUCGCUUUUAUAGAUGUUGUGCAAUUGUGGGGCAGCAUACUCACUGCCCUAGAGCCAUAGAGUUAUUAUUGCACAUAGAAACCAAAAAUGGGAAUUUCAACAAGCGCUAAUAGUGGUCCACUGGGGAACAACUCACGCUGCCCCAUGCUUGGGGGGAGGAGCCGAGGACAGGACAGUUAAUUGCAGGGAUGCCAGGGUCACAGUUUUUACACCAAUUUGGGAUAAAUACUCAGCGGCUGCCAAGAUCUUGUUUUAGAGCAGAUAUUCUAAAAAUUAAAUCGAGUUAAUUUCCUCAAACUGAAUGUAAGUGCAGACGGUGUGUCUCCGAUGUCCGUGUGUACAGAACCAUUUCUAGCAUAAGAUAUAUUACAAAGAUUCAGAGAAGGAAAAGAAGAUUAUGGAGUGGAUUAUAUCUGUACAUCAGAAAUGCGUGUGCACCAUGGUGAUCACACUAGGGCUGAGAAAAAGAAGAAAAGUAUUAAAAAAUUGGCCUAUUUUCAGGUCUUUUUUGUGGUUUUUGAGAUGUAGUUAUGCUGGAAAUUUUGCUGAAACCUGGCAGCCCAGGCUGCCGAUGAUGAUGAUAUUAAUAUUAUUAUUAUUAUUAUUAUUAUUAUUAUUAUUAUUAUCAUCGAACACAGUUGACAAAACAUACAAGCUUUUAGACUGUAUGCUGGAGGACUGUAUUUUGUCAACACUCCCCGAUUACUCUAAAAAUGCACUAGAUAGUAGCCUAUAGCAUAAGUCACCUCUUGAUUUAAUGUUGUUUGAGGCUGUCGUUAUUAAUAUUGUCCUGUUCCACCAAAUUCUAUGAUCAUGAGCCACCGCUGCACCUAGUAAACCUACGUGUCCACCUACGAAGACUAUGAAUAAAAAUGAAUAACCUGGACAUGCAGUCUGCUUUCCCCAGGCACACGGGCCAUUGAUUUGUAAAUCUUUCUGUCUUUGUAGACCUGAAAAGCUUGCUGAAGCAAGCUAGUAUUUCUACUACGUCUACUAUUAUGCCUAUUUCUAUUAGACAACACAUUGCUACCUCAUCUGCAUCCAUCUCUGUAGGCAAAUGAACAGCUACAAAAGUAUUACCAAGUGACAUUAGUACUGUAUUCAGUUACGAUUCCUCCGUCAUCUCACACUAUCGUUACUGUGGUGUUAUCUGAGACAGUGUUGGACCAUGAUAUCUGUGAUUGGUCUUCUUCAGCUACAUGAGUUAGUAAAGUAUGGCUUAUACAGCACUCUAAUUAAAUAGACGCUUAUUUUCAGAGUGUUAGUUAUAGUUCCUGGUGAAUGUGUCGAUCUUCUUGGCUUGUGUGGUUUCUUGUUAAAAUAUUAUCCGGAAAAUGUUCUGUUCUGUUCUUUAAUUAACUGCAGCUUUUGUGUUUGCAUAGUGAGUAGGUCAGUCAUUGAGAGUGAAUUGUCCGUGUCAGGAGUUACUGUGUAUUUCUUCCAUUGUUAGGAAAACCAGCACUUUAUGGAUCAUGACAAGCUAUUCAAUAUACACUACGAGCUAUAAUAGACCAUUCAAACACAUAUACGCACAAAUACAUUUUUGUUUUAUGUAUUUUCUCUGUUAAAAACACCACAAGUGCAAAAAUGUAAAUGGAAAUUGAAUGUAUUUCUACUUUCCCUGCCUCACACAUUAGUUUUUAUUGGUUUGGUUUGGGAAUUGAUGAUUUUAUGCAGAAUUCUUUGAAUGAUGUAUAGGUUGAUAGGAGCACAUAGCGUAGAACAAGUAUUAAAAAACACUUUUAGGUUUAAAAAGAAAGAAAGAAAGAUUUUAUUUAUAUACUUCCUUUAGAGUCAUAGGAAUAGCAAGUUUUAUUUAAGAUUUGUGCAUUGAUUUGUUAUUUAGUAGAUAUUUACAUGUUGGCUCUAACAAAAGAAAAAUCGGUUAUCAGAUAAACCUUUUCUCAGACCCCUUUCUUGCUUAUUAGUUCAAUUUGUGCAAUUUAUGUUUUUCACGUUUCAUAUAUCUGUGGGGAGCAAAAAAAUAAAUUAAAUAAAACAAUCAAAUAACAGAUUUACAUUUGGUAGCAAAGCUACAAAAAAUGUACUACUGUUUGUAGUCUAAAUGUAAAUGUAAUCUAAAUGUAAAUCUAAAUCAAAAUCUAAUCCAAAGGUUAAAGUGCAGUUCAAAUGUUCUGCUGCUUUCUUCUCUGUUCUGCUGAGAUCAUAUGCAUUUUCUUAUUUUAUUUUUUUAAAUCAGUAUAUAUUUUCCAGAGCUUAUUGUUAUUGUAAAAAUGUAGUCAGAAACUAUUUUGUGGUUUUAUGUCCUGAUGCAUAUGUGGUUAAUGUUGUACAUGUGGUUUAUGCAAUAAACAGUAAUAAAAAAUAUAUAUUGUCAAAGCAUGUGCAUACAAGUGCUUUUUGUCAUAAUUGAUUCAUAAACUUACAUUGCAUACAUUAAUUACAAUGAAGUGUAACAUGAAAUAAAAUAACAAAGUAAAUGAUGACCAAGCACUGUGUGCACCAACAUCAUCCAUCAUCAACAAAGAAGCUGAAGAAUUUUCUCAAUAGGGGCCAGGACCUAAAUGUAAAUAGCUGUGAUGUCUUUGUGGGAAAAAAUAUAUAUUUUGCUCCCUCUGACAGUAAUACAUUGCAGUGCUGUGAAAAAGUAUUUGCCCCAUGCUGAUUUCUUCUGUUUUUGUGGACAACUCAUACUAAAUUGUUUCAGAAAUUAAAACAAAAUCUAGAAUAAGACAAAGGCAACCUGAAUAAACACAAAAUACAGUUUUUAAAUGAUAAUGUUAUUUAUUGAAGCAAAAAAAGUUAUCCAAUGCCAACUGGGCAUGUGUGAAAAUGUAUUUGCCCCUGUAGUUACUAAUUCCCCAAAUCUAUGAAACUGUAUUCAUAAUGGGGUUCAUCUGGACUAGACUCAACCAGGCCUGAUUACUGCAAACUCUGUUCAAUCAAAUCAACACUUAUAUAAAAAAUUUUCUUCAGCAUGAAGUUGGUUAAAAGGUCUUACUCAGUAACACACUAUGCCAAAGUUGAAAGAAAUUCCAGAAAUGAUGAGGAAGAAGGUGAUUGAAAUACAUCAGUCUGGGAAGGGUUACAAAACUAUUUCAAAAGCUCUGGGACUCCAAAGAACCACAGUGAAAACCAUUAUCUCCAAAUGGAAAAACUCAGCACAGUAGUGAACCUUCCCAGAAGUGUCCGACAGCAACUACUCAUCCAGCAAGUCACAAAAGAGCCAAAGACAACAUCAAAGGACCUACAGGCCUCUCUUACAUCAAUAAAGGUCACUGUUCAUGACUCCACUAUCAGAAAGACACUGGGCAAAAAUGACAUCCUGGGAAGAGUGUUGAGGCGAAAACCACAGAAUAUUAAGGCUCAUCUAAAUUUUGCCAAAACACACCAUGAUGAUCCUCAAACCUUUUGGGAGAAUGUUCUGUGUAUUGAUGAGUGGAAAGUGGAACUGUUUAGAAGACAGGAGUCCCGUUACAUCUGGUGUAAACCAAACACAGAAUUCCACACAAAGAACAUCAUACCUAUGGUAAAGCAUGGUGGUGGCAGUGUGAUGGUGUGGUGAUGCUUUGCUGCUUCAGGGCCUGAGCAACUUACAAUAAUUGAGGGAAACAUGAAUUCUACCCUCUUCCAGAAAAUCCUAAGGAGAAUGUCCGGUCUUCAGUCUGUAAAUUGAAACUCAAGCACCACUGGAUUAUGCAACAAGACAAUGAUCCAGAGCAUUGGAGUAAAUCCUAGUCCUAGAAGUAAGUGAAAGACUGAUCUCCACUUAUCGGAAGUGUUUGGUUGCAGUUAUUCCUGCUAAAGGUGGCACAACCAGAUUUUAAGUUUAAGGGGGCAAUUCGUUUUUCACAUGGGUGAUAGGUGUUGGAUAACUUAUUUUUGCUUCAAUAAUUUUUUUUUUAACUGUAUUUUGUGUUUACUCAGGUUGCAUUUGUUUUAUGUUGUAUUUCAUUUGAAGAUCUAAAGCUAUUUAGCAUGAGAUAUACACAAAACUACUUGAAAACGUAUAUUAUGUAUACUUUUUCACCGCACUAUAUACAACUUUACAGAAAUCCAAGGCGUGAAAUAAAAAUCAAUUCAUUUAUCCUUCCUUAGGUCUUAUCUAUUUUUUUAAAUAAUAUCUAACUCUGGGGUGAAAGGCAUUUCGUUUCUAAAGCCUGGGUGGAAAAUUAACCUCAGUAGAUUUAAAAUACAGUGUCACAAAGCACUGACAUGGAGACACCUACAGAUGUUGAAGUGUGGGGUACAUUUAGGCUACAUGUUUACAUGUAUAGAAACAAAUAAUUUAUAUUAGAAAUAGUAGGAUAACAUUUCAGCUUUAUAUUCAUUAUUCAUGUCAUCUUAAUCUUUUUAAAGUAUUUAAAUUAUAUUCAAGUUUCUUUUACAAUUUUUAGCACUUUAUAGAGAGCAGACUGUGAGACCAGCUGAAAUGCUUACUAGGGUUCCUCUACCCCCUUUUACACAUCUUACCACAAACUGAAUCUGCAAGGCAUGUGGGUGAAUAAAUCAACCUCUCUCAUGUACUCUUCACCUUCCUGUCACCUGACAGAAGGUACCAGAGCAUCCAUGCGACCACCACCAGGUUCCACUACAGCUUCUUCUAAUUCUGCUAAUUUGCCCCUAGCUGUGAAUGUAUAUGUUUAUGGUGUGCUGGUGUCUCAUUCAUGGUGUGUUUCUGCCUCAUGCCCAGGCUUUCUCAGCUAGGUUCUGGAUCCAGCAUGACCCUGACCUGGAUAAAGCACUUACUGAAGUUAAAUGAAUAAAUUAAUGAAUGAUGUGAUGGUUUCCUUCAUCCAAUACACUUCUGUUAUUCUUUUAAAUUAGUGUGCACUGUUCUGUGUUUUUACUGUACAUUUUUUACUCAUCUCUCACUGUUGUGUAUUUGCAUUUUAUGCAGUCCUGUUCGCCGUGCUGCUGUAUUAUGUAUUGCACCAUUGCCCUGAAUAAUUCAUUUUGUUCCAAAUGUAUACAAGUUACAGUCCCCUCCGAAACUAUUGGAACGGCAAGGCCAUUGAGAUCAAAAGAUGGAUACGAGCAGAGAGUUUAGAAUUUCAGUUUUUAUUUCCUGGUAUUUAUAUGUAAAUGUGUUAAACCACGUAGAACAUCGCACAUUUUGUAUCAGACCACCCAAUUUGUAGGCAAGCAAAAAUAUUGGAACAUGCAACUAACUAGCGUUUCUUGUUACCCAGGUGUG
Ictalurus furcatus (blue catfish) is the source of this 10097-nucleotide messenger RNA. RefSeq names its product lipase, hormone-sensitive b (gene lipeb). Gene Ontology annotation, biological process: triglyceride catabolic process; cholesterol metabolic process. The coding region runs from base 538 to 3120 and encodes 860 amino acids. Gene Ontology annotation, molecular function: sterol ester esterase activity; triacylglycerol lipase activity. The record is from RefSeq and is a predicted model, not a curated record. Gene Ontology annotation, cellular component: cytosol. The transcript is spliced from 14 exons. Lineage: Eukaryota; Metazoa; Chordata; Actinopteri; Siluriformes; Ictaluridae.